GGUGAGCCCGCUUUGCUCAUGUGAUCCCGAAGAAUGCCGCCAGCUACGGCGGGCAGCGAAUCGUCGGGUUCAGUGUCAACUAUGACAGGAUACGUCCUAGAUGUGAACCAUUGGCUUGGGGAUGCAUUGACGAACAGCGACAAAGACAUGAUGUCUUCCGCGCCAUCGGGGGCAACCGGGCAAUCUGGGCAUUCCGGGGGAUCUGACCAAUCUGGGCGUUCCGGGGGAUCCGGGCAAUCUGAGCAUUCCAAAAAAUCCGAACAAUCUGGGCAAUCUGGUUCUGAUGGGGAGGGGAAAUCUCCGCAAUCGGGCGAGUCCCAAACCCGACCAGCAGAAUUUCCAGAUGCGGUCGAAGAUGGAGUUCUUCCAGUGGGUCUACAAGAUCCAGAUCAUCAAGUUCGUCAGGAUCCCGACCAUGUUCGUCCGGUGGGUCUACAAGUUACCGGUCGUCGAGGUUAUCCAGCAGGCCCACAGGACCUUAAUCAUCAAGUUCGUCCAGCAGGCCUACAGGAUCCCAAUCAUGUUCGCCCAGCGGGUCCACAGGAUCCCCAUCAUCGAGUUCGCCCAGCAAGGCCACAAGAUCCCAAUCAUCAAUGGCGCCCAGCGGGGCCAGGGGAUUCGAGUCAUCGAGUGCGAACAGUAGGCCCACAGGGUCCCAAUCAUCGAUCUCCCUGCUUGCUCAAUUCCUACCAUCAAGCUGGCUGUUUGAAAGGAGACCGCUGUGAAUAUUCCCAUCUUGCCCAUGCAGAUCAAAUGCAGGCGCCCAUCCCGGGGACCCGCCGCUCCUCCGCACGCAAUCGUAUUCGGCGGCGGGUGGCGAAGUUGCUGAACACAAGAAAUCUAUACUCGGUGCACCACCAGCUCCAGCAGGAGGCCCUGCAAGACUCUGAUGCCAAGGAACUGAUCCGACAGCAUUUGAUUGGCGCUGCGUGAUGUUCGGCUUCAAGUCGCUGUGGUUGGAAGGCACUUCCAGUGUGACGCGAUGCGAGGUCCGUGGAUGGAAGAAGUGAAAAGAUGGACAGUCUAACGUAACGAGGCAUAAUCACACCGACUGAGUCUAUAGCCAAAAAUGCUGUAGGUGGAACUCAAA
Cladocopium goreaui is the source of this 1090-nucleotide messenger RNA. The record is from the annotation of a GenBank genome assembly. Lineage: Eukaryota; Dinophyceae; Suessiales; Symbiodiniaceae.